Symbiodinium sp. CCMP2456 is the source of this 5004-nucleotide messenger RNA. The record is from the annotation of a GenBank genome assembly. Lineage: Eukaryota; Dinophyceae; Suessiales; Symbiodiniaceae.
GAGUUGAUUUUGGAAGAGGUGAGGAAGCAGGUGCAGCAGGCGAUGUCGGAUCGGGACGCGGAGGUGAAGGGUCUGAAGGAGCAGAAUGAAGAAUUGAAGCAGGCUUUGCAAUCUUCGGCGCAGCUGCUUAAUGAAGUGAUGGCGGCUGGGGGAUGUGGUGGAGGCGGCUCUCCUUCGUUGCAGGCCUCAAGGGAACCUCCCGGCUUAGAACUAGGAGGCAAUCCUCGUGGUGUUGAUCGAAGCCUUCAAGCCCCACUAGAGGCUCCUCCUGAUCAUGAUGUCAGUGCUCAGGUACCUGGUGGCAAUCCUUGGCUGAGGGGAAGGGCGGAGACCUCGACCCGCGUUGCAGCUGGGGGAUCAUCAGAUCGCCCCGGAGUUCGAGGAGGCAGUCCAAUAAGAGAGACGACAGCGAAGACUGGGAUUCCUCAAUUUGGACCUCUGGAGGACUCGGGAGUGCGAGAGGCCGGCGAGGGGGACCCAAGAUCCUCCUUGGAGCUACUGGUUCAAGGAAUGCGGCAGCUGCAGCAGGUCUACAUGGACAAGAAGAACGCUGGUGAGGCUGAGAACCUCAAGGGCGUCAAUGAGUUGGCCCCGCUUCCGGAGCUGACGGGCGACACGGGAGUGGAGUUCAGUGACUGGCUCUAUGUGUCGGAGCAGGCCAUUGGAGCGAUGUCGGACUCAGCAUCGUUAUGGUUUGAAAGAACUUUGGGGGCAGCCAGGGAUGCGUAUGCGCGCUACCAGAUGGCAAGCCCUCUGGAGAGAUUGGCUAUCACCCCGAGAGUGGCCCCGGAACUCAUGGAGCCAAGGUGGGUGAGGCUGGACCGUAAGGUGAUGACCUUAGUCCUGGCGGCAAUGCCCAAGAUGGUGAAGGAGGACGCCGUGACGCAUCGGGUGACCUCAGUGGCUAUGGCGCUCUACCGACUGCAUGUGUUGUACUCCCCAGGGGGAAUGGCUGAGCGCGCGGCUAUCUUGAAGCACCUGGAGGGCACCUCGGCUGGAGAGAACAUAUCGGAUGUGGUGGCGGCGCUUCGGAAGUGGAGGCGCUACUUGACGCGCUCGGAGGAGAUGCGCUUGACAGCUCCAGACCCUAGCAUACUUCUGAAGGGCGUGGAGACGAUCAUUGGCUCGUGUGUACAACGGCACUCGGAAAUGAGCUUCAGGUUGUCACUGGCCAGGAAUGAGCUGCAGUUGCAGAACCGCCCCACAACCGAGACGGUGAUGAAGUUUUACGACCAUGCCCUGGCCGAAAUGCAACAGGCGCUACCUGUACGAUGGGCGGCAAGACCGAGUGAACAACCGAGAAUGAAGGCCCUGGGUGCGGGAACAGGGGAAGCCUCUUCGAGCUCGAGCCCUACAGCCUCUCCGCAACGUGGACAAAAGGGGAAUGCAGCUUCAACGCCAUGCAAAUUCUUUGCCAGUGAUUCGGGAUGCCGGAGAGGACAGGCGUGUAAGUUCCAGCACGAAUUUGCCAGUCGAGAUGAAAGGCGAGCUCGGUGUUGGACUUGCGGGUCAAAGCAACACCGGCAAUCUGAGUGCCCGGUUCGUGAUGCAGCUAAGGCGGCCAAGGACAAGGGCAAUGGCGGGAACAAUGGACCAAAGGCGGCGGGGCCGUCGGCGGCGUCCCAACGGCUGGAAGCCAAGGCCACCGCUCCUACGCCCUCCACUACGGCUUCUUCUACACUGGCCACCUUGAGCUCUACGGCCAAUGCAGAGGGCGGGCAGAACGUGGUCCAGGCCGAGCCCGUGUUGAAUGCGUCGGGGGAUGCUGUGCAGUCUCCGGAGUUCCAGACGUUCAUGCGGGAAGUGAACACUAUGCUGCAAAAGAUGACCCGUUUGAACAUGCUUGAGGUACGACCCCAGCUCAACUCUGAGUUGGCUCAGUUGGAUAUGCAAAUGGCUUCCUUUGAUGAGCGCCUGGAACCUAUGGCUCUACUGGAUUCAGGGGCGACCCACCCGUUUCGUCGACUUCCACCAGUACAUGAGGAUGGUUUGCAUCCCGCGCAGGUCCAGUUAGCGGACGGCAAGGCCAUAACCUUACAGCAAAAUCGAGCAGGGACCUUGAUGCCGUUGAAGGAGGCUGUGGCUCAGGAGGAGGGUGCUACAACUAUAGUUCCUUUGGGGACAUUAGUCCAGGAGUUGGGAUGUACCGUGAACUGGGACCGGAAGGGCUUACAUGUGCAUCAUCCUCGGCACGGAGUUAUCUCUACGCACGUGGCGGGCUCCUGCCCAUUCAUCGGCGAGACCAAGGCGCUGGAGCUAAUUGGAGAGAUCGAGACCCGAAAGCUCGAACAGCUCAAGCUGAAGACUGUGCAGACUCAACUUAUGAUGAUUGGAGUCGAGGCCGAGCUGGGUUAUGAUGUUCGAAUGAAUGAGUACCGGCGUACAGGUUCAAGAACGGAGGGCCUGAAGGCUUUGAUGGCAAAGGACUCGGUGUUUGGAGAGCUCUCGGAGGCCCAACGGUGCAUGCUGGUGCAGGACAUUGACUUGAGUGACGAGGCCGGAAAGCGCUACUUGAAGGCCCUACCUAUUCGCCGAGCGAUGCGAAGGAGAUUGUUGAGCACCAAGUGGUUGGUCAAUCUGUGCUCCGGAACCGGGGGCCAAGGGGGCUUCAAGGCUCUCGAGAGUGAGAACAUCACCCUGCUGGAUGUAGACCUAAAGCUGAGUCGAGCCUUCAACUUGAGGGAGCCAAGCGUUGCUUAUCGUGCGCUGCUUUGGGCUGCAAUGAGGGGUCAAUUGGAGGGCGUUUUCGGGAGUCCACCACGGGGAGAAGGAGCGCAGCCCAAUGGGGCACAAUAUGAAGGUGGAGACCGAGAUGCACCUGAGCUUUAUCUCCUGAAGGCCCUAGAACCCCCUGAGGACGAGACGUUGGAUGAUGCGUUGCUUACUCUGACAGAGAACCAAAACCAGCUGCUUGAAGAUUUACAAGAAAGGGCCGAGCGACUGAGGUUCAUGAUUGAGGAGGAGGAGAUCCUUGCUGAAGAAUGCCGUCGAGCGGGGCAGCAAACUUCCGAGGAGGUGGAGAAUGUGCGAGCCUACUUGGAUGACAUGAUGGACGAGGCGAAUCUCCUAAGGACUGUGAACCACGCCAAGGCCACCGACGCAUGUCUGAAGGCAAUGAUCACGCACGAGGAGCCGGACUAUGAAAGGCUUCUGCAGAACCUAGAGGGUGACUUAGAAGUAGUACAUACGGUGCCUCUUGAUCAAGUACGAGCGGCCUUGGACAAUUGGAUGGAAGCACUGGAAAAGGAGGUGAAUCAGCUCCUGGAGGGUACAUUGAAACCAAUGCCCUUAUCCAGGGCAAGGGAGCUCGAGAAAAAGGGGCUCCUCAAGCUGGUACCCUCAAAGGGGGUUUAUAUCCUCAAACCACCGUCGGUGAAGGGCAAGAAGGUCAGACGCAAGUUUCGUCUCGUUCUUUGUGGAAAUCAUGUGGGACGAGAUGACGAAGCUUUCAACCUUUAUGCAAGUGGAGUCAGUGCUGACACGGUCCGGUUGGCAUUAGCUUUUGCGGCCCAUCGGCGAUGGUCCGGAGGCACUUCAGACGUGACUGGGGCCUUUUUAUUGGCGGAGUGGCCAGAUCAUCUAGCACGUUAUGCCAUUUUCCCUCCGAAGGUGUUGGUCGAAGCUGGAUUAGCGCGUGCUGAUGAGGCUUGGGAGGUCAUUCGGCCUUUAUACGGCUUGCGAGAAUCACCGGCCAUCUGGGCCAAGUGCAGAACAGAUAGGCUGAGGGAAGCAAAGAUUGCCUAUCAGGGCCGGACUAUCGCACUGAAGCAGUCAGUUGGGGAUCCUGAGCUAUGGCUUGCUUUCGACGAGGACGAGGUCAUGCGGGCGAAGUCCCUGAUUGCAGCACUGCACUCCUGGGUACAAGAAGCUUGGCCGUGUAGCGAGCUCGAGUGGGCAGACAGCAAGGGCUACAUCCGCGAGUUGCUAAGAGCCUACGACAUGGAGGAGACUUUGUCAACGAAGCUGCCCUGUCCGCGCGAAUGGCUUGGAGAGGAUUCGGAAGAAGAAAACUACACCGUGCAAGAGCUCAAGCAAGGACAGAAGGCGGUUGGGGAACAGUUGUGGUUGAUGAUGAGGUGCCGCCCUGACUUGCAGUUCCCGGUCGGAUACCUCGCCGCCAAGGUCAGUAAGCAGCCCAACCGGGUGGUACAGAUUGCGAAAAGACUCCUCGCUUACCUCAAGGCAACGGUUUCAAUGAAAAUGGUGAUUGGUGCAACAAGGCCGGAGACCGAGCUACCGAACAUGGCCGCGUGGAGCGAUGCAAGCUUCUCACCACAUGGUGAAAAGUCUUAUGGGGCUUCAGUGGUGACUAUCAAUGGUUCGCCGAUAGCGUGGAAGGCUUCCAAGCAGGCUUUCGUAACACUUUCUGUGAUGGAAGCAGAACUGCUGGAAGCUUCUACGGCAACGCUGCUCAUGGAGAACAUCGGAUGCCUGCUGGACGAGAUCUGUGGCAGCCGCGUGGAGCGUAAGCUGUUCGUGGACAACGCUUCGGCAGUGGCAAUGCUGGUGGGAGGACCGGGUUCUUGGCGAACCCGCCACCUCAAGGUCCGAAGUGCAAGACUACGGGAGCAGGUCGAGGCCCAGGAGUUGGCGGUGAACCAUGUGAAUGGCACAGCACAGAUAGCCGACCUGGCUACCAAAAUGCAUCCAAAAAUGCGCCUGUGGGAGUUGCUGUCAAUGUGGGGUUUUGAGGGUCUCCCUGGAGAUGCGGUCGAAGCCCUUCAAUCUAAGGCUACCUACUUGGCAUGUUUGGUGCUGGCUAUGAUGUGUCAGCCAACAGAAGCGAAGGAAGUUUCAGCGGCCUCCAUCCAAGUGGCAGGCAUGGACGAGCUACUGUUGGUCACCGUGUUGGUUUGUAUAGCUACGGUCGCCGUCUGGGAAGCUGCUAAGUGGGCCUUCCAAUGCGUGAAGAGGGCAUGCAAGGAGAGCCCGAAACAAGGAAGCUUCGCAGAUUGCGAGAAGAAAACAGAGCAGCAGCUGAGGAGGAGGUGGAUCGAGCAGUGA